This is a messenger RNA of Leishmania mexicana MHOM/GT/2001/U1103, 3000 nucleotides long. RefSeq lists its product as hypothetical. The transcript has a single exon. The record is from RefSeq and is a predicted model, not a curated record. Bases 1 to 3000 code for a protein of 999 amino acids. NCBI's taxonomy places the organism in Eukaryota, Euglenozoa, Kinetoplastea, Trypanosomatida, Trypanosomatidae.
AUGUCCGCGGCGAUGCCACGUAACGCGCCGGCGUCGUUCGCCGCGAAGGACGACGACAAACACUACAAGAUGUGCAAGAAGAUUGCGCAACUCACCAAGGUGAUUUACACCUUGAACAACCGAUGCGAGGACAAUGAGCAGCGCACCGAGUGGCUGCAUCAGACGCACAUGCAGGAAAGCGCGCAGCUCUGCCAGGAGUACGAGUCGCAGAUAGAGAAGCUUCAGCAGCAGAUUCGCGGCUUGCAGGCAGACAAGGUCAACAUUGCAGCGGCCCUAGAGCAGUCUCAGAAAGAGCAGCUCCGAGCAGCGCAGGAGGAGUUCAAGACACGACUUGCAGCUCUCUCAGAACGGGUCACCGAGCAGGAGUCGAGGUAUGACAGCACGUUGCUGGUGGAGAAACACCGAAUGGCCACCGAACUGGCUGCUGAGACGAAGCGCGUGCGAGAGAGCAAGGACUUGGAACUGGCAAACCUCGUACGCGAGUACAACGACAAGUACAAGGCCAUGCUUGCCGAGCAGCUGGACUUGAGAGAUGCGCUGGAGGACAAACUCAAGAGGGAGUGGGGGUGUAAGGUCGAUGCACUUCAGACAGAGCUGGCAACGGCGCAGGGCAGCGCGAGUGCGCAACUGCAGUCCAAGUCCAGGCUGUUACAAGAGACUCUGCAGCGAUGCGCGACGCUAGCCAACGAGAGAGACCUAUCAGGGGCGUCGCUUGAUGAGGCGCGUACACAGUUACAGACGCUGCAAGGACAGCUGGGGCGCACCGAGGAGGAGUUGGUGCGCGAGCGGCGCCAGCGUGUGGCUUCCGAUGAACUCAAGACGGAGCUGGAGGCGAGACUCGUAUCCUUGGAUACCAAGCGAAAUGCCUUUGAGAGAGAAUGCGCGGAGGUGCAGCAGUCCCUGGCGGCUGAGAAGGCGCUCAACGCGCGCCAAGCCGCCGCGGUGCAGGCGCUGGAGAACGAGAAAGCGUCCCUCUCGACGUCGAGGGAGGCGCUAGCUCAGGAGCUGGAGGGCAGCCUUGCAGCCCUCACCGCCAGCAAGGCACAACGCGACGCCGUGGAGGCACAACUCCGCGACCUGCAAUCCUCCUCUGAUGCCCAUGCCUCCUUGUUGAGUGAUGCCAGAUCGCAGCUAAAUGAGGCGAAGCAGCGCUUGGUGACGGCGCUUCAUGAGGCCGCCGAGGCGGCGCGCAUUUCCCAGGCGAAGCACGAGGAGCUACGCAAUGCGCGUGCGUCGCUGGAGUCCAACUCGUCCUCUGAGCAGCAGAGAUUGAUGGAGGUGCACAGGAAGGAAAGUGAUGCGCUUAAGCGGACGCAUGAGACAGAGAUUCUUCGACUACAGACAGAGAUGCAGCGACUGCAAACGGAGAGGGCUACCAUGCAAGAGUCGUGCCAAAGGACUGUGAAGGAUGCGGAGGUCGCCGCUGCAAAGAUUGCCGCCCUGACGGCUCAGUGCGAGGAGCAAGAUGCGCUGCUCCAAAGUCGGGCUGAGGAGAGUGCGGCGGACCUCCUCCAGCUGGAGCAGCAGCUGCUGCAGCUGCAGCGCGAGGUGGAAGCCGCCAGAAGCGACGGAGCAGAGGAGGCAGCCGCUCAGGUGGCUGCGCUAGAGCGCGCGCAGGCGGAGCACGCCGCGGUCUGCGCUGCUGUGGAAGCCGCACACGCCAAGGCGCUUCGUGAGGCAGAAGAGAAGAGUGCUGCGCAGCUCGAAAGUGUUUCUCGAAACAACGCCGCCUUGGUGAAGGCGAUGCAGAGGCAACACUCGGCUGCCAUGGAGCGAGCGAAGGAAGACACAGCGGCGCAGGCUGCCUCCAUAAGUCGUAACGUCGAGACCCAGCUUGCUGCUCUGCGGCGCGACUAUGACGAAAGACUCGCUGCGGUGCGUACGGCCGCGGGAGCGACUGAGGGAAAACUUCACACACUCAUCUCGGAGCUGCAGGCGCAGCUGCGUCAGGCUCUUGAUGAGACGGCGGCGCUUCAAAUGUCCAGUAGUGACAUGCUUCAGCAGCGGCAGGAGGAGAUCGCGCUGCUGAAGGCCGCCAUGGCGAAGGCUCAAACGGAGGCAGCUGCCGCGCUCGAUCGCUCGCGCAGCAAUGCUGACGCUCAGCGACGCGAUGAAGUUCAUGCACUGGAGGUGACGCGUCAGCGGCAGGUUGCUGCGGAGCGGCAGCGCUAUGAGACCGCCGUGGCAGCUAGCAAGGAGCAGAUGGCGAGAAUGGAGGCGCGCUUCGACGAGCGCAUCGAAACCGCGGAGGCACACCUACAGGAGACUGUGGCGACGCUGAAAGCGGCGCGGAUAAAGGAUAUGCAGGAGCUUGAGGAGCAACUCGACAUGGCGCAUCAACUGCGGGUGCGUGAGCUCACGGCAACGCACGACGCUGAGCGCAGCCAGCUCCAAGACGCGAUUGGUGCAAUGGACGCCAAGCUCAAAGAGCUGAUUUCCUUGAUGGACAGCAAAGAGGAGAAGCUAGACAGACUCCUCGCCCAGCGCGACCAGUUGCUAGAGGAGGUCACGACGGCGAAGCGCGACGGUGCGGCCGCUGUAGUGACCGAGCAGAACCGUCGUGCGGCGGACCUGGAACAGCUUCGCGUGGAACAUCAAAAGGAACUAAAAGCUCUCGGCGACACGCACAAGGAAAUCGUUGACGAUUUUGUGCGUCAGCAGGCCGAGGAGCGGCGUGCGCAUCAGGGCCUUGUAGGCGAACUGCGUAGCACGAUAGAGGAGCUGCAGUACAAGUACCACUACCGUGAAUCUCGUCCAGAGGACGUCGAGCUCAUUAACAAGCUUCUUCAAGACAGCAAGGAAAAGGAGUCGGCUUUGAGCAAGGCCUACGAGGACAUGCGCCUGUACAAGCUGGAGCUCAUCAACAGAGAGGAGAACUACAACAAAAUCUUUGGCCGACACCCCGACGUGGCGGACUACUCUGCUGUCGCACAGGCGGCCGGAAAGCGCCCGUCCUCGCUUCCUCGUAUCGGUGCUUCACGCCAGCACUCGACACGGUAG